Molecule: messenger RNA, 910 nt
Organism: Myotis lucifugus (little brown bat)
Lineage: Eukaryota; Metazoa; Chordata; Mammalia; Chiroptera; Vespertilionidae
Gene: CALB2
Product: calbindin 2
Exons: 11
Coding region: 1-897 (298 amino acids)
Biological process (GO): regulation of presynaptic cytosolic calcium ion concentration; regulation of long-term synaptic potentiation
Cellular component (GO): nucleus; terminal bouton; cytosol
Molecular function (GO): calcium ion binding
Source: RefSeq, a predicted model, not a curated record
AUGGCCUGUGGUCCCCUGUCCCAGCUCCAGCUCCUGCUGCUUGCCCAGCUGCUUCUGGACAGCUCCCAGCUCCUGCUCGCCUCGGUGCUGGCCCAGACGCUGGCCCUGCCCCAUGUUCCCUGCCUACUGCAUGUGUGCCCCAAAGACGCAGGACCCACAUCCCUAACGGUCUGGGGAAAUGGGUAUAUUGAAGGUAAAGAACUAGAAAACUUCUUCCAAGAGCUGGAGAAGACAAGAAAAGUCUCUGGCAUGACGUCCAAGAGUGACAACUUGGGGGAGAAGAUGAAGGCGUUCAUGCAGAAGUAUGACAAGAACUCAGAUGGGAAGAUCGAGAUGGCGGAGCUGGCGCAGAUCCUGCCCACCGAGGAGAACUUCCUGCUGUGCUUCAGGCAGCAUGUGGGCUCCAGCGCCGAGUUUAUGGAGGCUUGGCGGAAGUACGACACAGACAGAAGCGGCUACAUUGAAGCCAAUGAGCUCAAGGGAUUCCUGUCGGACCUGCUGAAGAAGGCCAACCGGCCGUAUGAUGAGCCCAAGCUCCAGGAGUACACCCAGACCAUACUGCGGAUGUUUGACUUGAAUGGCGAUGGCAAACUGGGCCUGUCGGAGAUGUCGCGACUCUUGCCUGUACAGGAAAACUUCCUGCUUAAAUUUCAGGGCAUGAAGCUGAACUCAGAGGAAUUCAAUGCCAUCUUCACAUUUUACGACAAGGACGGCAGCGGCUACAUUGACGAGAACGAGCUGGAUGCCCUUCUCAAGGACCUGUACGAGAAAAACAAGAAGGAGAUGAACAUCCAAGAGCUCACCAACUACAGGAAGAGCGUCAUGUCCUUGGCCGAGGCGGGGAAGCUCUACCGCAAGGACCUGGAGAUUGUCCUCUGCAGCGAGACCCCCCUGUAAAGGGGCGACGGAG